CGAUUUUCUCUCGCUGUUCUCCUCAGUCCCCUCCUCAACCCAGUCUUUCUCCUUCCGUACAUCUCAGAAUGACCCACCAGACACCUACCGCCAUUCUUAUCGUCCAUGGGGGCUAUUUUCUCCCGCCAGCCUGGGAUGAUUUCAGCGCUCGUCUGUCGGGGGCCGGGUUCACAGUGUCCUGCCCGCGCCUCCCGUCCUGCAAGGAUGCGCGUCCCCCCACCGCAAGCCUAACCGAGGACGUCGAGGCCGUUCGCCGCGCCACGCAAGACCUCCUCAAUGCCGGCCACACGAUUCUCGUCCUGGCUCACUCGUACGGCGGCGUGGUCGCAAGCGAGGCCAUCACCCGGGAUCUAUAUGCAAGCGAGAACACCAACACCAAUGGCAUAGUCAGCCUUAUUCUUCUAAGCGCCUGGCUCGUCCAACCGGGAGACUCGCUUCCCGGCGUGAUUGAGAAGUACGGGUUUCAAUGUGACGUGGAAUUGGGCAAUAAUGGUGAUGGAACCGUGUUUGCCACAAAUGCCCCGGCUUCCUUCUACAACGAUAUCGAACCUGCCAGGGCUGAGGACCUGGCCAAGGAUAAUGUCACUCAUAACUGGGCUGCGGCUUCGGGGGCAGUCACGGGGGCCCCCUGGAAAGACCUCCCGACCUUGUAUAUCCAUGCGACCCAGGAUCUGGCCAUUAAGCUUCCGCUGCAGAAGAGCAUGGUGCAAGAUGCGGUCAAUGCAGGGGGGAAGAUUGUCACAGAGACCGUUGAUUCCGGUCACUGUCCUUUCUUGAGUAAGCCGGAGGAGUUGUUUUGGAUUGUGCAGAAAGCGGCAAGUGAGUUGUGAGGUGAUUGGAUGGUGGAGGGAUUCUGAAAGGCUGUGAUCGGGAAAGAGGACUAGCUAGAAGAGAGAGGACGAACGAAGGAUUGAACUAGCGUCAUGUCAAGUCGAUACCAGGCGGCACCUUCCUACUGCCAAUCCAAGGAAAAGAAAGCGCUACUGCAUAUUACUAAUACUAGGCACCUACAUAGUACACUCCGCCAACGUGAUCAUGCAUCAUGCUUGACGGUCAACGAUCGAGUCAACAUGAUCCCCUCCGUCGGGACAAUGCCAUCUUGGCUAUCGCCAUCGAUGCUUCUUAGGGCUUCCGAAUACGUGUGACCGUACUUAGACCGACCGCUCGUUUUGGAAAAUCUGCUGCGCGAGACGCUAUAUAACGCGUUGAAGGGACUCGGCCCUGACCGUGGGCUGGUGGAUGUGGUGGACUGAAUGGACCGACGGACGAGGGGCCACAGUGGGGCGGCACUGGAUGCGAUCAGCACCACCCACAUCUCCGUCAUACCGUA
Molecule: messenger RNA, 1330 nt
Organism: Aspergillus ibericus CBS 121593
Lineage: Eukaryota; Fungi; Ascomycota; Eurotiomycetes; Eurotiales; Aspergillaceae
Product: alpha/beta hydrolase
Exons: 1
Coding region: 69-830 (253 amino acids)
Source: RefSeq, a predicted model, not a curated record